This is a messenger RNA of Moesziomyces antarcticus, 4806 nucleotides long. RefSeq names its product p-loop containing nucleoside triphosphate hydrolase protein. The transcript has a single exon. The coding region runs from base 1 to 4806 and encodes 1601 amino acids. NCBI's taxonomy places the organism in Eukaryota, Fungi, Basidiomycota, Ustilaginomycetes, Ustilaginales, Ustilaginaceae. Gene Ontology annotation, cellular component: nucleolus; intracellular anatomical structure. The record is from RefSeq and is a predicted model, not a curated record. Gene Ontology annotation, molecular function: RNA binding; ATP binding. Gene Ontology annotation, biological process: maturation of SSU-rRNA from tricistronic rRNA transcript (SSU-rRNA, 5.8S rRNA, LSU-rRNA).
AUGAAGAAGCCGGUCAAGGAACGCUACAACGCCAAGGCGCGCGGCUCGACCGUCGGCGGAUCCUCGCACAAGAACAAGCGCUCCCUGCGCCAACGCGAGGCCGACGCCUACGACUCCAACGCCCAGCUCAUCGUGCCCGGCAGCCAAGACGACCUCCGCAGGAAAGAGGCAGAGCAGCAGCGCAGGCAACUCCUCGAGUCCUCGGGCCAGGAUGCAGACGCACCCAUGUCGUCCAAGAAGCGCAAGCGUCUCGACGCCUACAUCGCCUCGCGCCUCAAGAAGGAGGAGCGCGUCCGCAUCAUGUCCAAGCUGGCACAGUCCUCGGCAGAGAUCGACCGCACCACGCUCAAGUCCGCCGCCACCCUCGGUACCGGUCGCGCAAAGACCAUGGAGGAGAGGAUCGACACCGCCGGCCAAAAGUCAGAUCGAGGCGGAAAACGCCGCAGAAGGACCAUGAACGGCGCCAUCAUGCAAAUCGACGAGGACGACGACGAUGCAGACCUCGACAACAUGCAGAACGACGUCCAAGGCGACGAAGAUGAAGGCAACUUUACGCCACCAGAGGAUGUAGAGGAUGAUGGAGAGGACCACGGGCCCAUUGGUGAGGUAGAGGAGGAUCCCGUUCGCCGAGCAAGGAUCCUGGCCGCAGCCAGCCUCUUUGACAAGUCCAAGCAACAACCAGCAUCCGCCGCUACCACUUCGGCAGCUUCCACAACAUCCGCACCUGUCCCAGGCUCGGCCCUCGCCGCUGCUAGGCUCGGAUCCGCGCUUGCCAAGGAUGCAAGUGGCAACCCCAUCAUGCCCACCAUGCGCAAGCGCGCCAAGAAAGCCAAGGUCGCCCGCGUCAAUGCGGCCACGCGUCUUCAGCAAGCUCGUGACAGCGACUCGAGCUUCGACAGCUCCGAAUCCGAGGCCGAGUCCGCAUCUCGCCCGGCCGCUUCCGCAUCCCGCCCCCCACCCAUGGUCGACGCCGACCGCAUGGGGCCUGCUCCCCGCGCGUCGCUCUGGCGCAAGACCCAGGAAAAGCAGGCCGCUCAAGCCGCCCUGGCAGCCCAGGCAGCCCAGGCAGUCCAGGAAGCCAGUCAGGCAAACGACGUCAAGGGCAAGGGCAAAGCCAAGGCCACCACCUCUGGUCCAGGAUGGGACCAGGACGACUCCGACCACGACGACGCAGACGCCCCAUCUCAGGGCAGCAUCGACCAAGACGACCAAGACGAACUCGAUGAGGAGGUCGACGAUGAUGACGACGACGACGACGACGACGACGACCUGGAAUCCGAGGAGCCCGAUACAGACGACGACGAGGAAGCCGUCUUCCUCGAAGCCAUGCGUCUCCGAGGUUUGCUCCCGUCCGAAUCCUCUGGCAACGACGCACAAGCCUCUUCCUCCGCAUCCACCUCGAAGCGUGUCGAGCAGCAAGGAUCCGAUCUAUCCGACAGCGACGAUGAAGAUGAGGAUGAGCAGAUGGUCGAGGCUACACCAGCUCACGACUCUGAUCAGAGCGACGAUGACGAAGAAGCAUCAGACGACGACGAAUCCAGCGAGGACGACGAAGACGACGAGGAAGACACCGAAGAGUACCGCUCGCGUCGGCGCGGCAUUGGCACUACCAAACGCUCCUCGGGCUUCAAAGACUGGGCGCGCGCCGCGCUCGGUAUCGGCGGCUCUGCAUCCGCGCCCACCAACGCAACGGGCACCGACGCUGCCGACGCCAGCGCGCCCGUUGACGACGACACGGCGUACAACCUGGAGCCCGUGGGCGGCUUCAAGAUCAAGGUGGGCGAUCUCAUGCCCAGCGACGGCGUGGCGCGCGGCCCGCUCGGGCGCGACGAAGAGAGCGUGCGCUCCACCUCGGCCUUUGCCGCCAAGCACUACGCCGAGCUCGAAGCGGCGCUAUCCUCCGACACCGCCACCGACGCGCCCACGCCGCUAACGCAUAUCGAGGUGCAGCGGUCCGAGAAGCUCACUGCGUCGCGGCUCAAGCUGCCCGUGGUGGCGGAGGAAGAGACGAUCGUGCGCACCAUCAUGCAGAACCCCGUGACGGUCAUCUGUGGUGAGACGGGAUCGGGCAAGACGACGCAGGUGCCGCAGUUCCUGUACGAGGCCGGAUUCGGCAGCAAGAACAGUCUCAAUCCGGGCAUGAUCGGCGUGACCCAGCCGCGUCGAGUUGCGGCGGUGAGCAUGGCGCAGCGCGUCGCCUCGGAGCUCAGCUUGCCCGCAGACCGCGUGUCGCACCAGAUCCGAUACGACGCCACGGUGAGCGCGGACACGGCGAUCAAGUUCAUGACCGACGGUGUGCUGCUGCGCGAGCUGGCGGCCGACUUUCUGCUCACCAAGUACAGCGCCAUCGUGGUGGACGAGGCGCACGAACGCAGCAUCAACACCGACGUGCUCAUCGGCGUGCUGAGCCGCAUCGUCCGGCUGCGCGAGAAACGCUGGCUCGAGGGAGAGAAGGAUGCACGACCACUCCGGCUCAUCAUCAUGAGUGCCACACUCCGCGUCGCCGACUUUACCGAGAACACGACGCUCUUCACCACCCCACCGCCCGUGGUCAACAUCGACACGCGACAGCACGAGGUCACGCUGCACUUCAACCGCAAGACGGUGCAGGACUACAUUGGCGAGUCGGUGAACAAGGCGACCAAGAUCCAUGCGCGACUGCCUCCCGGCGGCAUCCUGAUCUUCCUCACGGGACAGCAGGAGAUCACGAGCGUGUGCCGCAAGCUCGAGGCGCGCUUUGGGAGCCGUGCGAUCGAGCGCAAGAAGCGCGAGCGCGAGCGCGUCCAAAACCGCACAGGUCGCCGCCGCAACAGCAUCGAGGACCAAGAUGCCGAUGCGGACGCGGAUGCCAAGAUGAAGAUCACGGCGCGCGAUGCGGACGUAGAGGCGGAAGAGGUGGAUCUGGGCGUGGACCGCGACCUUGCGGCCGAUGUUGAUGAUGGUGCUGCCGAUGCGGACCCGGAUGCGCUGGAUACGGACGAUGAAGCCGAUGGUAGCGACGACGACGCACUGCCCGACGAGCUGAAGGACGACAGCGACGUGCCGAUGCACAUUCUGCCUUUGUACUCGCUGCUGCCCACAGACAAGCAGAUGCGCAUCUUUGACGCGCCGCCCGCCGAUGCGCGGCUGGUGGUGGUGGCGACCAAUGUGGCGGAGACGUCGCUGACCAUCCCCAACAUCCGGUACGUCAUCGACUGCGGUCGCAGCAAGGAGCGCAAGUACGACCUGACGAGCGGUGUGCAGUCGUACGAAGUGUCGUGGAUCAGCAAGGCGUCUGCCUCCCAACGCGCGGGUCGAGCGGGUCGUACCGGCCCGGGUCACUGCUACCGGCUGUAUUCGAGCGCGGUGUACGAGGAGCACUUUGCGCAGUUCUCUCGCCCCGAAAUCCUGCGCACGCCCGUCGAUGGGCUGGUGCUCUCGAUGAAGGCGAUGAACAUUGACAAUGUGGCCAACUUUCCGUUCCCCACGCCACCGGAUCGCGUGGCGCUGCGCAAGGCCGAGCAGGUGCUCACGCACCUCGGUGCGCUGUCUGCGCCUGCGGUGGCGUCGGUGAGUGUGGGCAAGGGGUUGCGCAAGGUGCAGCAUGCGCAGGUGACCGAGCUCGGGCGCACUAUGACGCUGUUCCCCGUAGCGCCGCGGUACGCCAAGAUGCUGGCGCAGGGCGAGCAGCACGGCUGCCUGCCGUACAUCGUGGCCAUGGUGGCGGCGCUGAGUAUCGGGGAUCCGUUCAUCCGCGAGCAGCUGCUGGACGAAGAGUACGGUGACCGCCGUGCGCCCGCCUCAUCAGCGGCGGAGGAGGGGGACGACUACGACCGUGCGUUCGGCACGAUGGACGGCGACGAGGAGCUCGACGCCGAGCUGCGCAACGUGACCAACGCUGAGCUGCUCGACAAGGAGCGGCGCAAGGCUCGGCGCGCCAAGUACUUUGCCACCAUGCGCAAGUUCGAGGCCUUGGGCGCUGGACUCUCGGACACCUUCCGGCUGCUGAGCGUGGUGGGCGCGUACGAGUACGCCGGGGGCAGCGUUGCGUUUUGCGACAAGAACUUCCUGCGCCCCAAGGCGAUGGAGGAGAUCCACAAGCUGCGUGCCCAGCUAUGCAGCCUCAUCGGCGGCACCUUUCCGAACCUCGCUCGCGGCCUGGCGGAUCCCAAGCUGACCCCGCCGAGCGAGGUGCAGCUCAAGGUGAUCCGGCAGCUGCUAGCCGCGGCGUACAUCGAUCAAGUGGCGGUGCGUGCCGAUUUGAUCUCGAACGAGGGUGUGGUUGCAGCGUCUGUGGCGCACGCGGACGAGCGGACGGAUCAGAUGCUGUUCAAGCUGCGCACCAAGGGCGGCGGGGAUCGGAUGCAGUCGACGCGCGGCGUGCCGUACAAAGCCAUGGGCGUCGCCGGCUUCGCGUUCGUCCACCCGACCUCGGCGUUUUACCACACCACCCCGCCUGCCUGGGUGGUGUUCGGCGAGGUGCACCGCAGUCAACCGCGCGUGGCCGCGGGGGGCGAGGACGCGCAAAAGGGAACGGUGUGGCUCAAGACACUGACCAAGAUCAAUCCCACCUGGCUCACCACGCUGGGCCGCGCGCUGUGUAGUUUCAGCAAGCCCGUUCCGGUCGAGGGGGGCGUGGAGGGGGUCAAGGCGAGCGUGCAGGCGGUCAAGGCGGGCCAGGCGGGGACGAGGGAAGUCGUGGUCACCUCGACCUACGCGGUGGGCAGCGAGAAUGACGGUCUGGCAGGCGGCCUCGGUUGGCCUCUACCCGCCCUCCGUGCUCAGCAGAAGCUCGUCGACGGUCGCUGGAUCCUCCUUCUUCCCUGA